GAUGGCGUCGAAUGACUACAUCACAGAAGUGGAGAUACAACCGGACAUUCAAGAGAUUGAAAUUGAGAGUAUACAGUGUGAUAUUCCUUGUGAAACUGUUGAAACUACUAUAGAAUGUGUAGAUGGACAACCUAUGAUAGCAUUACAGCCUUUACCGGACCCUGGAAGAGAAGAAAUAAUUUUACAAACCCAAGAGGAGAUAGUAGGGAGUGUGGAUCCUUUAUCUGUUUAUGACCAAAUUGCAGUUCAAACAGACAAUGAUAUUUAUGUAGAAUCUAGCCCAGGACCCUCCAGAAGAGGUAGAAAACCCAAGAAACAAGGUAGAUUUCGUACAAACGAUCAAUACGUGGGUGAUAUGACUGAAACAAAAACACGCAAGUGGGAACAAAAACAAGUUCAAAUAAGGACUUUGGAAGGGGAAUUUUCCGUUACGAUGUGGGCUUCUGGUACGGACGAUGACGAGUGCAGUAAUCCAGACCCUGAUCCGGACUAUGAAGACUACAUGACAGAUCGCAAAAUACCUCAAGAAGGCAUUCCUGGACUAGAUCUCAGCGACCCUAAGCAACUUGCGGAAUUUGCCAGCACCCCUGAUUGUUUUAGACCAGGGCACAAAAUGAAGAUGAAGAAGCCGAGCAACGACAUGAUCGACCGUACGAUCGCAUGUCCACACAAAGGCUGCACCAAGAUGUUCAGGGACAACUCGGCGAUGCGCAAACACUUACACACGCACGGGCCGCGCGUCCACGUGUGUGCGGAGUGUGGGAAAGCGUUUGUGGAGAGCAGCAAACUCAAGAGGCAUCAACUGGUUCACACGGGGGAAAAACCUUUUCAGUGUACAUUCGAAGGGUGCGGUAAACGAUUCUCAUUGGACUUCAACCUCAGAACACAUGUUCGGAUACACACAGGAGACCGACCUUACGUCUGUCCUUUUGACGGCUGUAACAAGAAGUUUGCUCAGUCUACGAACCUCAAAUCUCACAUUCUCACCCACGCAAAGGCGAAGCCUCGCAACCCCAUGAACCACCGACCCAUGCAGAUGGUCAACCCCGAUGAGAUGCCUCAGUUUGUACAGGUAGAGGUGGGGGAUGUGGAACACCAGCAGUUCAUCGUGUAUGCUGAUUGAACUCGUCUUUGAAUCUUAAGGACAAACAGACUGAAACAGCUGUGAAGUGAAGCACCAUGUUCAGUUCCAGUUAAGAACUAUGAGAGAAGAUAUUUUAUACAACUAGCCAGUAGCCUCUAGGCAUCAAAUGUCUACGUUACGUCAGGAUUUCUCCAAAAUAGAAUUCAGGAUAACUAAGUGAAUUUUCUAUUUUGCACUGAAAAGUGAUGUUAUCAAUAAUAAGGUACCAUUUAUUGAAGUUACUCUUGGAGAUUUCCUGAUGAAUAUAUUACAAAGAUUUAAAAAAUAACGUCAAGCAAACGUUUUCAAAACUACUCUCUACUUAGAAAGCACGUUUUGUUUCUAUUAAAAUAAUACCUUUACCUUUUGGUUGCAAUUCAAUAUUUACAAACAUGUUUUAAACUCUGUAAAUACAUAGUUCUAAACAUUUUAAUAGUUUACAGUGUAUUUUACUGUAAAAAAAGGAAAUCAUUGAAAUAAAAAAAAAAUUAGAAAUACAUUGAUUACAACUAGAUAUUAAAUUAUAUACUUGUUUUAUGAGUAUUGAUACCUUAAUUUGAACUGGCAUUGGACAUGCUAUCCCUAGUCAACCCAACAAAGAAUCAGUGCCUCUUUCAUUGAACAUUUAGCAAUAUACGGAUGAUCCAUGUGGUUUUGGCGUUACAUUUGUCAGGUUUACAAGCUGGCAAAAAAACCAUCUGUUAGUUUUGCAGGUGGUCUUUCUGUCACCUUGUAAUAAUUUAUACUUUGUAUAUAUUUUAUGUAGUUCUAAGAUAUUAAAGACCUUAGUUCAUUAAGUGAGACAUCAAACAUAAUAUCUACCAAUAUUUUGUUCUACUAUGAUUGUGUUUAAGAAGUUUUUAGCAAUACCUCAAGAAUUUCUUUCAAUAAUAUUUUGCUGCUUGAAAAUUGUAAUUUAUUGCAUGUUCAGUUAUGAUUUAGUGUCAAGAAACUCUAAAUCACUGUUAAUUUUAAAGGAUGUUUUUAUUGCCUUUGAAAACAAAAUCAUGUUAAUAGCGUGUUUUUUUUUUAAAUCAUGUGAAUGUCUUAAAUCAUGUGAACACUGUAGAACCAACUUUAAAUAAUCUAAAUUUCAAAUAUUCUAUUCGUAAUUUUAAAUAUUUUUCUGAGCAAUUUGAAAUCAGAAAGUUUCUAGCAGAGGGUAUAUGCUGGUUUUAAAACACUAAUGAUUUGUAUAUAUUACUAUAAAAUAGUAGAUUUAAGCUAUUAUUCUUUAAAUUUUGCCAUAGAUUUGAUUUUAGUGGAUGUUUCCAGUAUAAAAUCUGUGGGAUGAAAAGUAUCGACGAUAUAUUUUUUCUCUUGUAAAUUUUUGUAACAUACUGUAUUUAUGUGUAAGCUAAGGAUUUACAGGUAAACGUAACCCCAACUGCUGAGAUUAGUAAAUUUCUACGUGAAAAUAAAUUAAUAUUUUUGUCAGAGUAUUGUUACUGUUACAUUUUCUUGAAAGGAGGUUUUACUGCAAAAAUGUGAUAUUUAUCCUUUAACACUGCUCGGCCUUUAUGCUAUCAACUCAUUCACCGUAUAAAAGCUGAAGCCGUUCAAUUUUUUAUGUAAUUGAAGUUCCCCUGUAAAUAACAUGUAUUAUGUUAAUAGUGUAAUUUAAAUAGAGUGAGCUAAUUGCGAAAUUGUGGUAACCAAUAUUUUCUUUGUAUUGUAUACAUUACUUGUGAAUUAAACUUAUUUUCAUGAUUUUUGUAA
This is a messenger RNA of Macrosteles quadrilineatus (aster leafhopper), 2842 nucleotides long. Its product is annotated as transcriptional repressor protein YY1-like. The transcript has 6 exons. Gene Ontology annotation, molecular function: RNA polymerase II cis-regulatory region sequence-specific DNA binding; DNA-binding transcription factor activity, RNA polymerase II-specific. The record is from RefSeq and is a predicted model, not a curated record. The coding region runs from base 2 to 1123 and encodes 373 amino acids. Gene Ontology annotation, biological process: regulation of transcription by RNA polymerase II. Gene Ontology annotation, cellular component: PcG protein complex; transcription regulator complex. Lineage: Eukaryota; Metazoa; Arthropoda; Insecta; Hemiptera; Cicadellidae.